AUAACAGGAAAAAGUUUGCACUGUAUUUUAGUAUCAUAAACAAGAAUGAGUGAUACAGACUCCUUGCAAUAUUUACCAAUGGAGAGAUGGGGGGAGCUUGAAGAGGCUUUCAAGACCGACUGGCCAAGGGGUAUAUCUGGUUACACCGCAUUGAGGACCCAACGGGAUCUAGUCAGCCGCGGACUGGGCUACGGAUUCAAAGUUUAUUGCCCCUUCGGCGAUGUGUCCAGCGGUAUGGUGGCCUUGAACAAGAAACACAACUUUAAUGAAGUUUGGAUUCAGUGCCCAAAAGAUGAUACAGAGUCGCUUGAAAAUGCACUUUUAACUACAAAUGUCAUAGACUGGACACAAGAAAUGACAGUGCCAUUUAUACCUCAGCAUCUUUAUGACAUGCUUCUGAGAGUGACUAAAAAGCUUGGAGUGGUGUUUGAAGGGGAAAACUGGCCUACCUUGGAUGUUAUUAUUUAUCAAAAGACACAGCCUGCUUUUGAAAAUAUUUGUUUACCAGAUGGCAUACAAUUUAAGUCGGUCUUAGAAAAGGACAUCGAUAUGGUUGAUUCAAAAUGGAUAAUACGCUACGAUGGCUCGAAAAGCCUAUUCAGGCUCUUGGUAAAAGCUGACCUUAGUUAUGGCCUUUAUAAAGACAAUAUUUUAAUAUCAUGGAUCUUUAUCAGUGAAGUUGGAAACAUGGCCCAUUUGCACACCCCUGAAGAAUAUAGAAGAAAGGGCUAUGCAAUCUUAUUACUAAAACUUCUUUGCAACAAGUUUUUAGAAGAGAAACGAGAUCUUUUUGGAUAUUGCGAGAGUAGAAAUGUAAAAGCUUUAAACUUAUACGAAAAGCUUGGGUUUGAAAAACUUCAUUAUAUUCGAUAUACUGUCGUUAAGCCGAAAUAAACCGCCAACAUCAAUAGCAUGUUUUAUUAACUUACCAUUUAGAUCCAUUUGCAUCCGCAUAAGAUUUUUAAUUCUACGGGAAUAAUCUUUUAACGAUGAGUUGAUCCUAGAGCUCUUUCAUUUUUACGCUUUCCAUAGUAGAAAACAUGGAAAUGUUCAUGCUUUAAAACGGGC
This is a messenger RNA of Ostrinia furnacalis (Asian corn borer), 1068 nucleotides long. RefSeq lists its product as uncharacterized. The transcript is spliced from 3 exons. Lineage: Eukaryota; Metazoa; Arthropoda; Insecta; Lepidoptera; Crambidae. Gene Ontology annotation, molecular function: acyltransferase activity, transferring groups other than amino-acyl groups. The record is from RefSeq and is a predicted model, not a curated record. Bases 46 to 894 code for a protein of 282 amino acids.